AUGGGCAUCUUUUAUUCCAAAGGCUUCACACCGGAUGAGCUUCCAGAUCUCACUGGCAAAGUUAUCAUUGUCACGGGAGGAAAUGCAGGAAUAGGGUAUGCGACUACUCAACAUCUCGCCAGGCAUGGUGCGAAAGUCUACAUGGCCGCUCGUAAUGAAGAGCGAGCGCGCAAGGCGAUUGAUCGGUUGCAUGCAGCGGGGCUCGGUCCAGGAAAUGGCGAAGUGAUAUGGUUACCGUUGGACUAUGCCAAUCCAAGGCUUGCGAAAAACGCGGCUGAGGCGUUCUUGGAUAAAGAGGAGAGGCUGGACGCGAUAGUUAAACUUCUCUACUUUAGGCUUCUCGUGCCUUACGCCAAGUCCUAUGACGGUCGGUCAGACUUACAUUCAGUGUCCUACUUGAGCCCUGCGGUAUUCGUACAAACGCUGUUACCACUUCUUAAGCGAACUGCGCAAGAACCUAACAGUGACGUUAGGAUCGUCUUCCUGUCCUCACAGGGGCAUGCGCUCGCCCCUGCCGGUGUUCGCUUCCGCAGAGUCGAUGACUUCAAUAUGGAAUUCAAAGGCCAGCUGUUCUCCGAGAAUAGGCGAUAUUGUCUGAGCAAGUACAUGGGCGCUUUGUAUGUAAAGGAGUUGCAAAAACAUUUGGACGAAGAAGGAUCCUCGAUAAUCGUCAUGUUCGUUCACCCAGGGGUUGUAAAUUCCGAAGGCGUCCAACAGUAUGCCCACUCUUCCGGCCCCAUCCUCGCUCCCAUCUACUCGUUCAUCGCGCGUGCCCUAUUUACGACUCCAGGAAAGGGCGCAUAUAGCACAGUAUUUGCCGUUGCCGCGCCAAUUGUACGCGCCGAGCCGCGCAAAUACCGAGGAGCGUAUAUCGUUCCCCCGGGAAAACUGGGCACUCCUGGUCAGGCUGUGAAUAAUCAGGAGGUGGCGAGGGAGUUGUGGGAGACGACUGAACAGGUCCUAAAGGAUAUUGGGGCUCGUGAGCGGCACGUCGAGGGAGAAUGAAUUAGAUCGGUUUGUACUCUCGUGUGGCGCCAGUGCUGUAUACCCGAUGAAUUCCGGAACAUGUAUGGACUCGGCUGCCUCAUACUAUCUCAAUUACAAGAUAUUGUUGUGUAGAGUGCUCAUAAAUUUAUAUUAUGGAGCAG
Laetiporus sulphureus 93-53 is the source of this 1148-nucleotide messenger RNA. RefSeq names its product NAD-P-binding protein. The record is from RefSeq and is a predicted model, not a curated record. NCBI's taxonomy places the organism in Eukaryota, Fungi, Basidiomycota, Agaricomycetes, Polyporales, Laetiporaceae. Bases 1 to 1005 code for a protein of 334 amino acids. The transcript is spliced from 7 exons.